This is a messenger RNA of Lotus japonicus, 690 nucleotides long. RefSeq lists its product as uncharacterized. The coding region runs from base 1 to 690 and encodes 229 amino acids. The transcript has a single exon. The record is from RefSeq and is a predicted model, not a curated record. NCBI's taxonomy places the organism in Eukaryota, Viridiplantae, Streptophyta, Magnoliopsida, Fabales, Fabaceae.
AUGGUCUUUGUUUCUGUACAGGUCUUUGGCUCUAUUACAUCACAAGAUGUGUCUGCUUCUGCUCCAUCAACUCAAGAAGCUCCACCACCUCCAGUGCUAGUGCAACCUGAUUCAAGGGCAAAAAAACAAGCUCCACCACCUGCCACUGGAAAAGCCAAAAAACAACCAACACCAUCUCAGCCUGCUGCAGCUGCCAUAGCUACAAAUCAAGCACCACAACCUCCACCAUCUCCAGCUGCAGCUGCCAGAGCUAGACAUCAAGCACCACCACCACCUCCAGCAUCUCCAGCUGCAGCUGCCAGAGCUAGACAUCAAGCACCACAACCACCUCCAGCAUCUCCAGCUGCAGCUGCCAGAGCUAGACAUCAAGCACCACAACCACCUCCACCAUCUCCAGCUGCAGCUGCUAGGGCAAGACAUGAAGGAGAACCUGCUGCUAGAUCUGCAUCACAACCAAAGAAACCUGCUGUCCAGCCCUCAAAGCCUGCUGCUCAGCCCACCAAAAAGCCUGCUACUAAGCCCUCCAAGCCUGCUGCUCAGCCCUCAAAGCCUGCAACACAACCCAAGAAACCUGUUGUUGCUGCUCCUAAUCAAAGGGGAAAAAAGAGAGGGCCAGACAAUGAGAUUGGUCAUUGGAUUCCAGGAGACCAAGGAAAGAAGAGAGUUAUCAAAAGGAGAAGAUGGAUCUGA